UGAAGGCAGUUUGUUUCUUUUUGUUUAGUUUACGGUAACCAUUUGGGAUCUAACACAUUUACUCACUGUCCUACGAAACGGCUGCCCGCCGAUUAAACCAACGAACUCACGAUGCCGUUUAACGACCUUUUAGCCGGAGAAAUCGUAACGGAACUUCUCCGACAGUUAAACACCAUCUCACGCAAAUCGUGCUUCUGCAAAUCUAGUGCGGACAAUCUUAUCACAAGCAUCGAAGAACUCCUUCCCAUCAUCGAAGAACUCAAGUACUCCGGCGUCGAACUCACCGCUUUCCGUCAGUCUCAACUCAAUCGCUUCUCCGAGACUUUACGUGGAGGCCUCGAGUUGGCCGGCAAAGUCCUCGAUUCCGGCCGGUGGAACGUCUACAAAAACCUCCAGCUGGUAAGGAAGAUGGAGAAGUUGGAGAAACAAAUUGAAAGGUUCAUUAGCGGGCCAAUGCAGGCUCAUUUGUUAGCCGACGUGCACCACUUGAGGUCCGAAACGAUGGAGCGGUUCGGCCGGUUGGAGCGGCGGUUCGAUGCGAUGAACGCUGGACCGGGAACAACGGGUCGACAGGGAAUGGAAGUCGAAGAAGAUUCUAAUUUGGGAACUUUUGGUGGAAUCGGUUUGGAAUUGGGGAAAAAUAAGGUGAAAAAGAUGUUGAUUGAAGGAGAUGAUUUAAGCGUUGUUGGAAUUUGGGGUAUUGGAGGAUCUGGGAAGACGACUCUGGCAAAUGAAAUUUGUAGAGAUAAUCAAGUUCGAAGUUAUUUCAACAACAAGAUUUUGUUUCUAACUGUAUCACAAUCAUCGGAUCUGGAGCAACUGAGGGCAAAUAUAUGGGGAUUUAUUACUGGAAACGAUUCCAUGUCUCAUUCUAAUAACAGUUUUGUUCCACCAGGGAAGCUACAGUUUGACUGGGGAAGUGGACCUGGAACUCUAGUUGUUCUGGAUGAUGUAUGGUCGUUGCCUGUACUCGAACAACUAAUUUUCAAGAUCCCAACAUAUACAACACUGGUAAUUUCAAGAUGCAGGUUCCCAAAAACAGUUGUUAAUGAAGUUUAUGAAGUUGAAUUGUUGAGGGAAGAUGAGUCUAUGUCCUUAUUUUGUCACUCUGCUUUCGGAAAUAGGUCGAUUCCUCCAACCUGCAAUGCGACUUUGGUCAAGCAGAUUGUUAAUGAAUGUAAAGGGCUUCCUUUGGCACUUAAAGUCAUUGGAGCUUCCUUGCAAGACCAACCUGAAAUGUACUGGAUAAAUGCAUGGAAAAGGUUAUCGCGAGGUGAACCGAUCUGCGAAACUCAUGAAAGCAAAUUGCACGAUCGAAUGGCAAUCAGUGUUGAGUGCUUGAAGAAGAAGGUCAGGGAAUGUUUCUUGGAUUUGGGAUCAUUUCCUGAAGAUAAGAAAAUCCCUCUUGACGCUCUUGUAAAUAUGUGGGUUGAAAUCCAUAACAUUGACGAGGAAGAAGCUUUUUCCAUUCUUACGGAGCUCUAUGAGAAAAACCAACUCACUCUGCUCAAAGAUGCUCGGGCUGGGGAUGCAUUCUGCAGUUACUAUGAAAUUUGUACUACUCAACAUGAUGUGUUGAGAGACCUUGCUAUUCAUCUAAGCAAUCAGGGAGAUGUGAAUGAUCGGAAGCGGUUACUUAUGCCUAGAAGAGAUACCGAACUUCCAAGAGAAUGGGAGAAAAACAAAGAUCAGCCAUUCAAUGCUCAGAUUGUUUCGGUUCAUACAGGAGAAAUGAGGGAGAUGGACUGGUUCCCCAUGGAGUUCCCUAAGGCUGAAGUACUCAUCCUCAAUUUUUUGGCGGAUGAAUACUUCUUGCCUCCUUUCAUAGAUAAUAUGCCCAAGCUUAGGGCAUUGACCAUUAUAAACCACGGUACAUCUGAAGCAACGCUUCAGAAUUUUUCAGUUUUUACUAAUCUGGUGAAUUUGCGGAGCUUAUGGCUUGAAAAGGUGACGGUUCCUCAAUUAUCCAACGCAACUGUUCCAUUGAGAAACUUGCGGAAACUAUCAAUGAUUCUCUGCAAGGUUAGCAACAGCCUUGAUCCAUCGGUGCUCAACCUGCCCCAGAUCUUCCCUAGUCUAUCGGAGCUCUUAAUUGAUCAUUGUGAUGAUCUGAUUAGGCUGCCCUUGAGCAUUUGUAAGGUGAAUUCAUUACAAAGUAUGAGCAUAACCAACUGCCACCGAUUAUGCGAAUUGCCUGCUGAUUUAGGUAUGCUGAAGAAACUUCAGAUACUUAGGCUCUACGCUAGUCCGGAACUCAAGAUGCUCCCUCCCGGCAUUGGCGAGCUAGUCUGGUUGAAGUACCUCGAUAUCUCACAAUGCAUAAACUUGAAAUGUCUACCUAGGGAAAUCAGUAGAUUAACAAGGUUGGAAAAGAUAGACAUGAGGGACUGUUCACAGAUCGUGAAUCUACCAACGCCGGCUGCUUUAUCGAACUUAAAGUCGCUACAGAGAGUGAUCUGCGAGGAAGAAAUUUUCGACGAGUGGAGAAAUCUUGAAAAGACGGUGCCGGACCUACAUGUUCAAGUUGCAGAAAAAUGGUAUAGUCUGGAAUGGCUUAAUGGUUGAAACAACAGUGGAUGUAUCUAUC
Molecule: messenger RNA, 2587 nt
Organism: Hibiscus syriacus
Lineage: Eukaryota; Viridiplantae; Streptophyta; Magnoliopsida; Malvales; Malvaceae
Product: probable disease resistance protein At5g04720
Exons: 5
Coding region: 112-2565 (817 amino acids)
Biological process (GO): defense response to fungus
Molecular function (GO): ADP binding
Source: RefSeq, a predicted model, not a curated record